GACCAAGACGAUUGACUGCCGUGACCACGAUGCACGCAACAUUCAAUGUCGCAUACUUGAAGUGAAGAAGAUCAGGAAACCCACAGGUGGAUGUUAGAUCAGGAAAGACAUAGGACAUGUCGACCCCUACCAGGGCCGGAACAUCUUCCCCUCCUCCGCCUCCAUUACAUCCUUCUGGGAUCAAGGGCUCGCCCGUCAAGGACGAAGAGGUUGAGUCAGUACCCGAGUCUGAUGGGGAGAACUCCGAUACCCAGUCCAUCGAUGAUAUUGCGCCCUCAACGUCUGCGAACCAAAAAGGAAAGGCGGCCGACUCAUCCAUCAAGGCUCAAUCGGUGCCACUGCAGAAACGUCGACGAGUAACUCGAGCAUGCGAUGAAUGUCGCAGGAAGAAAAUCAAAUGUGAUGGCAAGCAGCCUUGCACGCAUUGCCAGGUGUAUAGCUAUGACUGCACCUACGACAAGCCGUCCAACCGGCGCAGGAACCCGGCGCCUCAAUAUAUCGAAGCACUAGAACAGAAGUUACAACGGGCUGAGGCGCUUCUUCGCAAAUUCAUGCCCGACGUCGACCUCAACGACCCAAAUCUGGACCUCUCCGUGCAACAGGAAUUUCGCCUGAGAGAACAGGCUCGGGCUCAGACUCUGCUGAGGGAUGAUGCUUCCGGAUCUUCUUCCUCGUCCAAGGAUGCGAAGCUAUUAUCUAUGAUCUCGGGCGCUGGGCAGCUCGACCUGGACGAAAAGGGCGAUUACGAUUUUCAUGGUCUCUCGUCGGGUGCCGUCUUCUUCCGCCGCAUGAAGGAGCACUUUCGUACUUUGCUUGGCCGCGACUACAAGAUCCCUAGCCUUCCCCGUGGUUCAGGUCGGACCCCAGGGGCCGGACUCAAUUUCGAUUCCCCGAAAUCCUCGGCGACUGGGGAGAUGACGGCCUCGUCGGCAGACUUAUAUAACCUACCACCGAAAGAGGUUGCACGGACACUAUGUUCGUACUCGUUCAACUACGCCACCUGUCUGCUGCGCAUUGUUCAUAUUCCCUCCUUCUAUGAGAUGCUCGACGAGCUUUACGAAAAGCAACCGGGAAGCUUUGGGGAGGAUGACGACAGGCAUCUUGCGCUGGUAUACUCGGUACUAGCUCUUGGAUGCAUGUACGAUGUUCAUGAUGACGGGGAUUUGGAUACACCCCCGUACGAGAUGGCCAUGGAAGAAGGGCUCAAGUAUUACACAUCGGCCAGACUGCUCUUGCAAGACCUCACUGACUGUCGGGACUUGACGUCACUCCAAGCACUGUUAUUCAUGAUCCUCUUCAUGCAGUCGAUAUCGAAUCUUAGCACUUGUUACGGUUUCGUUGGAAUCGCGUUGCGGUCUGCCUUGCGAAUGGGGCUUCAUAGGCAUCUGCCACAGAUGCAGGUCAACCCAAUCGAGUCGGAAACAAGGCGACGAAUAUUCUAUGUCUGUCGACAACUUGACAUAUAUGUCUCUGCACUUCUCGGCUUCCCGCUAUUGCUUAACGACGAAGACGUCGAUCAACCAUUACCUACACCAGUGGAUGAUCAGUUUAUCACAAUCAACGGCAUCCUGCCUGUGCCCUCUGGCACAAUUUGUUUCUUCGAGGCUUUCAACGCGCACGCCCGGUUGAUGGAUAUUCUCAGCAAGGUCAUCAAGCACAUAUAUCCUUUGAAAGGCAUUGAACACACCGCGGCCGAGGGUGAACAACCAACCGGAUCGUACGUCAUCAGCUACACUAAAGUCAAAGAGAUGGAGAAAAGUUUGCAGCAAUGGAAUGAGCAAUUGCCUGUCGCAUGGCGGCCAAAUUCGGAUGGUUCCGAGGAAGUCGUUCGAGUGCGUAAUCUCUUGAGGUUCGCCUAUGCCCACGUGCAGAUGGUGCUGUACAGGCCUUUCCUUCAUUACGUUUCCCCACGUGUUUGCGUAGGCAAAAAUGUGGACGAGCGCUCCUACGCUUGCGGUGCAGCUGGCAUAAAUAUUGCACGCAAUAUUGUGCACAUUGGAGCCGAAAUGCGUAAGCAAGUGUCGUUGGUUGGGCCUUACUGGUUCACUUUUUUCACCGAGUUCUUCGCCGUUAUCUCGCUAGUCUUUUUUGUUCUGGAGAAUCAAGAUAAGCCGGGAACGAAUGAAAUUCUGGCGGAUGCUAUAGCUGGAAGAGAUAUGAUCACUACGCUUGCGCGUAGAAGCAUGAUCGCGGACUCUAUUGCCAAGAACCUACAAACUCUCUUCGAGCAACUCCCGAAAAAUCUUAAGAAGAUCAAAGCAACGACGGUACCGACAAGGAAGCGAUCAGCACCUGGGUCCAAGUCAGGCUUCAUCGCGAUGCCUUCGCCCUCUACCUUGAAGGCCAAAAUUUCCUCUCAUCUCCCAGAGGAAUUUGGCCGCUCGAAAAGUGGCUCAAGCAAGCCGGGAAGAAGCUCUAAGGAAUCAGUACGCCCCAAGGUCUCCUACGAUCCACUCAAUCUACAAACCGGUCUAGAUUUCGGUGCAAGUAGUUUCUCUACAACGUCGCCGCUCGAUCUGUCGGUGGGGACCCCAGAAAGCACAUCUUCGGGAAAUCUCUAUGAACCGAGUCCAAACUUACACCAUACUACAGUCGGGUUAAAUCCACUCCACAGACUGGACGCGAUGAUGUUUCCAUCUGAGGAUCCUCUUGCCUACCCUAAUCAACCAGGAUUUGAUUUUGGGCCUCCUGGACAGUCUUUGAGUCCAGACAUGGCUCACCCACCGCAGGAUACACAGCAGUUCUACAUGCCCAACUAUUUUGAUGGCAUCGAGGGCCAGCUAAUGGGCCCGCUCCCGCCGUUUCUGAUGCAGAACCCCGGGCAGUCUGGAUUCGAUUUUCCAGCACAGAUCUACUCUGAUCCAGUGUUGUCACUGCAUAUGCAGCAAAGCCAACAUCGCCAGCAGCAACGCCAUCCUCAAGCUCUUUCUCAAUCACAACAACAACAUCACCAACCGCAGCAUUCUGCGGCACAACAGCAGCACCAGUUCUCCAAUGCGCCGUGGAGCGGAAUGUUCCCUCAUUACGAUUAGCCUCGGGCUGUGAAAGUUACUUGCAAUUGCAUGUAUGAAUAUCAUAUAUGAGCAACGGCUUGUUUGGUCGUUUGCUAGGAACUGGAGUUUGGCAUUUGGAGUUAUCAAUGUGUAACAUUGUGGGGCGAUGUCGGUCAAGAUUUACGGUCAGGUA
Messenger RNA from Pseudomassariella vexata, 3186 nucleotides. RefSeq names its product fungal-specific transcription factor domain-containing protein. Gene Ontology annotation, biological process: positive regulation of transcription by RNA polymerase II; DNA-templated transcription. NCBI's taxonomy places the organism in Eukaryota, Fungi, Ascomycota, Sordariomycetes, Amphisphaeriales, Pseudomassariaceae. Gene Ontology annotation, molecular function: DNA-binding transcription factor activity, RNA polymerase II-specific; sequence-specific DNA binding; zinc ion binding. The record is from RefSeq and is a predicted model, not a curated record. The transcript is spliced from 6 exons. Gene Ontology annotation, cellular component: nucleus. Bases 117 to 3032 code for a protein of 971 amino acids.